Molecule: messenger RNA, 1371 nt
Organism: Peniophora sp. CBMAI 1063
Lineage: Eukaryota; Fungi; Basidiomycota; Agaricomycetes; Russulales; Peniophoraceae
Source: the annotation of a GenBank genome assembly
GGGGGGAUGGGGAGGGAGGGCACGGGGCAGAUUGAGAAGAGUCAGACUGCGCCGCUCCCGCAGCCGCAUGCGCAUGCGAGUGACGUGGAGAAGGUCGAGAAGGACUUCGGCGAGCUCGGCAUCGCGCCUUCAUCGCACCGCAAGGAAGGCGGGGGUGGAGUCGAGAGGGCGAGCACUGUUGGCGGGAUGGGUGUGAGCGGAGGGCACAGGCGUGCGGCUACGAUUUUGGAUCCGCGGGCUGCGGCGAGCAGGCAUGAGAGGAGGAGCAGCACGGGCGGCGCGUUCCUUGGUGGUGUUGGUGGGACGCUGGGCCGGCAUCGGAGGCCGAGUACGGGGGUUAGUAGUGGUGGGGGCGCGGGGGCGGCGCGGACUGCAAUGGGGCGCAUUGGACGGACGGACGAGGUGGACGAGGAGGAGCACGCGCGGACGGACGUCGAGGAUUUAAGGAGCGCGCCGAAGGAGGAGAAUAAAGACGCGGGGAACGAGACGGAUCGGGAGAUGAAGCCCGUCUUCAUGAAGGGGCUCUUCAGCGUGGCGACGACGACGACGAAGCCGGCCGGCGUGAUCAAAGCGGACAUCCGCCGCGUGCUUGACAGGAUGCAGGUCCAGUACCGCGAGACGCGCACCGGGUUCGAGUGCAUACAUCUGCCGUCUAUCGACGUCUCGUCGCUCGGCGCGCGCGCGGCCGUCGCUGGGCACCGCCCGUCCCACCAGAGCUCAGCCGGUGGGGGAGGUGGGGGCGGGCACAGGAAGAGCACGUCGGCGGAUAGCGCGAGCGCAAGGAAGGUCGGGCGCAAGACGAGCAAGAUGUCGUUUGGCGUGCGCGGGGGACGGCCCGGGACCGCGGGCGAGGAGAUGGUGGACGAGAAGAAGAGCAUGACGAACGGAAACGGGGUGGGGGCGGAGAAGAGCGCUGAGAGGGAGGACGUCGACGUGCGCUCGCCGAGCGCGGGCAGCUCGAGCUUCUUCAACGUCUCGCAGACGAACUCGCAGCAAGGCCCGUCCGCGUCCGACGACCCGUCCACCACCGCGCCCACCACCGCAAACGCCAACCACAGCGUCAACGCAGACGCCACGCCCGUCCAGCCCGCGCGCGACUACGCCUACAUCGAAGACGCCACCGACAACGACGGCGCCGCCACUCCCACCGAAUAUACAGGAGCGAAAACGCUCCCGCCGCUCCCCACGGGCGAAGUGGGCCCCGAGGUGUUCGACGAGAUCGGGCGCAACACGCUGGCGGUGCGGUUUGAAGUUAAUGUGGUGAAGGUGCCGUGGCUGCCGCUGCACGGGCUGCAGUUCCGGCGCGCGGGCGGGGACGGGUGGCAGUACCAGAUGUUGGCGCGGCGGGUGUUGACGGAGUUGAAGCUAUAG